Molecule: messenger RNA, 1749 nt
Organism: Schistosoma turkestanicum
Lineage: Eukaryota; Metazoa; Platyhelminthes; Trematoda; Strigeidida; Schistosomatidae
Source: the annotation of a GenBank genome assembly
AUGAACUUCUUCAGUCAAUUCCUGGAGCUGUGGAACUCACGCUUUCCUGGAGAUACUAAAGCUCCCCAACUGGAUUGCUUGAAAGCGGACCAGUUCAGUUCUGUCGUUGACCAAAAGCGUGCUCUAGAAGAACAUUCUUGUAAAUUGUCAAUGGCGAUUGAAGAACUUAGACAAAAGAUCGACUAUGAUUCCUUUACGAACGAAUACUUACAGAAGUGUAUACAAAAGCUUGGUGCUAUAUCCCAAGUUUUCAGUGAGAUUGAGCAUGUUAGUCCAAAAGUAUCUGGGAGUUCUAACAAUCAGCUUUCCCAUAUUAACAAUUUCCCCGGUGAUAUUUCGAGCAAUAUAUUUCCUCAAAAUACAGCACCAUGCUUUACAAAUAAUCCCUCUAAUUUCUCUUUGCUGCCACAAUGUAUAGCAUCAAGUCUUAUUAAUUCAGCAUCACCACUUCUUGCAGCUGUAGCGACAUCUACUGCACCUUUUUUGUUUCCCUCAACAUUGACACACUUCUCCUGUCCAGAUGUGAUCAAGUCUGAUCCGGAUCAAGUUUCACAAUCCAGUAGAUCACGUGCUCUAGGGGAUCAUUGUCUUCUUCAGAAUCAUGAACACCAGUCAUUUGAGCUUACACCAUCAUCUGUUCAUAACAACUUGUUUUGUCCUGGAACAAAUUAUCAUCCUCCAGCACCUCGUCCUCUGUCCCAUGAUACUGGAGGUUGCGUUAAAUCUGACUACUCGGCCAGAUUAAACGAUGGUUUAACAGGGUCAACUACGGAUGCUCAGGCGGCAGCUGCUGCUGUGGCAGCCGCUUUUGGACUCAAUUUCACCAGUGGUGGUUCACUUACUAAUAGCAACAAUGUGAUGGGAUUUAAUAAACAAAGAAACCAGUCUGGUUCUAGUCUUCUUCAAAUUUCACCAUUGAGUUCUAUCAAUGGUGUUGAUGGAAAGGAAGAAGAUGGUUCAAUUGAACGUCCUUUUCAGUGUAUGACAUGUUCAAGAAGUUUUUCUGUAAAGGCAGGUUUAGUACAGCAUAUGCGCACGCAUACCGAUGAGCGGCCAUAUCCGUGCAUUCAUUGUGGAAGAGCUUUUAAACAAAAAAUUCAGCUUACUACACAUAUGCGUGUGCAUAGUGGUGAGCGUCCUUAUGGAUGUCGUUUAUGUGGUAAGUUGUUCAGGCAGCAAAGUCAUGUGGUUCAGCACCUACGAACUCAUACAGGAGAAAAGCCACAUAAAUGUUACCAAUGUGGUAAGGCUUUUCGUCAAAAGUAUAGCCUUAUUUCCCAUCAGCGUCGCAUGUGUCGCAAUCGAUCUGCUUCUAACCCUAUCGCCGCAGGAAUGACUAUGUGGAUAAGUCCAGGAGUGGAUGGUGAUACUGGAAAUCUUAUUAAGGAAUUUUCUCCCAACAAAGGCAAUUCGUCGAUUGCAAGUCCGAAUGCCUCAUUAUCUACUCCAAUCUCAGUCAUGACGUCUCUCCAAUCACCCCCAUCUCCUUUUCCUUCCUCACCGAUGUCUAAUACUCACACACUUCCGCAAAACCAGUUUCAAACUUCAGUUAACAUAAACGGUGAUUCUCAUCGAGAAAAUUCAGUUACAACUAGAUCUCGAUGCAAUUCGAUGUCGAAAAACAAGUAUGAAUUACAAGAUUGGUCUCGGCAUCCAUCACGUCUCACAUCAGAAGAUGAUUCUAUUCACAGUCCUAGAAAUUCGAGGUCCAGUGCACUACAAGGUCAUGCCCCAAUAGGACUUACUUAA